This is a messenger RNA of Panicum hallii, 1783 nucleotides long. RefSeq lists its product as uncharacterized. The transcript has 2 exons. The record is from RefSeq and is a predicted model, not a curated record. The coding region runs from base 205 to 1686 and encodes 493 amino acids. NCBI's taxonomy places the organism in Eukaryota, Viridiplantae, Streptophyta, Magnoliopsida, Poales, Poaceae.
AGGCAGCAGCGCAUCGCAGAGCGACGAGCACGAGCAGGUUUGGUUUGGUGGUGCGUCUUUACUGCCGCCCGCCCAGCCCCACACUCCCACAGGGAGGAGGAUUUAAUUGCCUCCGCCAGCCUCGCUCCCUCGCGUCGGACUCGGAUGCCGCCGCCCUGCCGCAGGUAAUGCAGUGACCGACCGAGCAAGCGCCACCCGGACGCGAUGGGCGAGAGGAGGAGGCGCGGGAGCGCCGCUGCUGCCGCUGCCGCCGCCGGCCCCGGAGGUUGCGUCGCGCGGGCUCCGGAGGAGGAGAAGGCCGCGGCGGCGCCGGGGAAGGGGCCACCGCCGCCGACGGUGUGGUUCGCGCUCAAGCGGUCGCUGCACUGCCGCUCGGAGCCGUCGGAGGUCCACGUGCCGCGGGCCAAGGCCGCCGGCCCCGCCGCGGGCGCCGGGCACCUGUCGUCGAUCGUCACCAAGCGCGCCGCCCCGCGGUCGGGGUGCUCCCGCUCCAUCGCCAACCUGCGGGACGUCAUCCACGGGAGCAAGCGCCACCCGGGGCAGCCGCCCAGCUGCAGCCCGCGGUCCAUCGGCAGCAGCGAGUUCCUCAACCCCAUCGCGCACGAGGUCGUGCUCAGCACCAACUCCCGCUGCGAGCUCAAGAUCACCGGCUUCGGUGGCUGCGGGGGGCUCGGCGCCGUCGGGACCGCCGCGCACGACGCCGACGGGGGGGCCGACGGCGUGGGCGGCGUCGUGUCGUCGUUCGUCGGCACGCUCCGCCCGGGCACCCCCGGCCCCGCGUGGGCUGGCCACGGCCUGCCCUACAGCGGCUCCAUGCGGGCCGGCAGCGUGCGCUGCACGCCGCCGAGGUCGCCGAACGUGCUGCUGGAGCGGAACGGCUCCGUGGCGGCCGGCCACCGCGCGUCCUGCGAGGAGAACGCCAAGGCCGGCGCCAGCAAGGGCUCCGGCGGGUUGAGCUGCCACCGGUGCGGCGAGCAGUUCGGCAAGUGGGAGGCGCUGGAGGCGCACCACCUCUCCAAGCAUGCAGUGACGGAGCUGGUGGAAGGGGACUCGUCGCGUAAGAUCGUGGAGAUCAUCUGCCGGACGAGCCUGCUCAAAUCGGAGAGCAGCUGCGUGCGGAUCGAGCGGGUGUUCAAGGUGCACAACACGCAGCGGACGCUGUCCCGCUUCGAGGAGUACCGCGAGGCCGUGAAGCUCAAGGCCAGCAAGCUGCCCAAGAAGCACCCGCGCUGCCUCGCCGACGGCAACGAGCUGCUGCGCUUCCACGGUGCCACGCUCUCGUGCGCGCUCGGCGCCGGCGGCGGCUCCUCGGGCAGCAGCAGCCUCUGCGCCUCCGACAGGUGCGCCGUGUGCCGCAUCAUCCGGCACGGCUUCUCCGCCCGGAAGGAAGGCAAGGCCGGCGUGGGCGUGUUCACCACGUCCACCAGCGGCCGCGCGUUCGAGUCCAUCGAGGCGCCCCCCGCCGGCGACGACGGGGAACCCGCCGCGGCGCGCAAGGCGCUGCUGGUGUGCCGGGUCAUCGCGGGGCGGGUGCACAAGCCGCUGGAGAACCUCAGGGAGUUCGCGGGGCAGACGGGCUUCGACUCGCUCGCCGGCAAGGUCGGGCCCUACUCCAACAUCGAGGAGCUGUACCUGCUGAACCCGAGGGCGCUGCUCCCGUGCUUCGUGGUCAUCUGCAAACCGUAGGCUAGCCCUAGCGAGAUCGAGAGCUGUGACACACCGCCUCGUUGUUACUACUACUACUACUGUAGCAAUUAACCAUUCUUUUUUCUUCUUCUUUUUA